Messenger RNA from Daldinia caldariorum, 1733 nucleotides. Its product is annotated as cytochrome P450. Bases 113 to 1516 code for a protein of 467 amino acids. NCBI's taxonomy places the organism in Eukaryota, Fungi, Ascomycota, Sordariomycetes, Xylariales, Hypoxylaceae. The record is from RefSeq and is a predicted model, not a curated record. The transcript is spliced from 2 exons. Gene Ontology annotation, molecular function: oxidoreductase activity, acting on paired donors, with incorporation or reduction of molecular oxygen; heme binding; monooxygenase activity.
ACGCUUGCCAAGAUCACUAUAAAACGGUUAAUUAAACACAACAUUUUAUUGCAUAAGACUACGGCAACUAAGACCUGAUAGGAAAAUCCCACGAGACGGUCAUGGCCAUUGGAUGUUUCGAUAUGUCAAACUAGAAUAUCCCGAGAUCGCAGGUCAGGGUCUCGUUUACAUGGACGUGUGGCCGAUUGGUUACCCGAUAAUCGCUGUCUACAAUCCCAACAUGAUGGCACAAUUCAUCCAAGAGAACAGUCUCCCUAAAUACUGGGCUAUGCCACAAGUCGAAUUCAAGUAUUUCACCGGAGGCGAAGACCUAGUGAAUCUGGACGGCCCGGAAUGGAAGAAAGCUCGAAGCAUGUUUAAUCCUGGCUUCUCGGCUAAGAAUCUCUUGUCUCUUGUCCCUGAUAUGAUGGAAGAAGUAUUAGUCUUCCGGGAACGGCUAAGGAAAGCUGCCGCUUCCGCGGAAGUUAUUAAGCUGACGAAUUAUACGACGGACCUGACUGUCGACAUAGUCGGACGCGCUGUGUUGGGCACGCGUCUGCAAACACAGGUUGGACCAAAUCGCUUGAUGCAAUUGAUAAAAUCUCAGUUGAAGUUGAUCUAUUUUGAGCUUGACCUUCCCAAGCAGCUGAACCCUCUUCUUCCUCUGAAAAACUGGGUAUACAAUCGCAUGAUCAAGAAGGAACUGGCCCCGUAUAUUCUCAACGCCGCCCAGAACUACGAGAAAAUUGUGGGGCCUAAGACUAUUGUGACUCUCGCCUUGAAAGAGUACGUCAACGAGGUACAAAAUCAUAAUGCAAGAGGAAACAUCCCGUCCGAGUUCGUCGAACGGGUCGUUAAACACAUCAAGAUCUUCAUGUUCGCCGGGCACGACACCACUGCUACAGUUCUUGCGUACAUAUACUACAUGCUUAGCAAACAUCCGACUGAAGCCGCCAAGCUACGUGCCGAACACGACGAAGUGCUAGGUCCCGACCCAACCGCUGCUGCUGGUUUGAUUAGAGCAGAUCCUAACUUGCUGAAUAAGUUGCCGUUCACUAUGGCUGUUCUCAAAGAAACCCUCCGUCUCUUCCCUCCCGUGGGCGGCAGCAUCCGUCAAUCGCCGCCGGGACACUUCCUCACACAUCCCGAAACCGGGGUCCGCUACCCCACACACGGGUUCAUGUUACAUUCCUCCGCGUCGACGGUGUUGCGCGACGCAGACUACUGGCCCGACCCGGACGACUUUGUUCCGGACCGGUUCAUGACGCGCGACGAGAGCGAUCCCUGGCACCCGGUCAAGAACGCAUGGCGACCAUUCGAAAUGGGGCCCCGAAAUUGCAUCGGCCAGGAAUUGGUUUUCACGGAGGUGCGACUGAUCCUCGCGCUGACGGUACGCGAGUUCGACGUCGAGGAAGCAUAUCCGGCGGAUGCACCGUCGUGGAUGGGCUUAAAGGGCUACCAAGUUGCUAACACAGAAGCUAUUUCUACAGCUCACCCCAAGAGCGGCCUUCCUGUGAAGGUCAAGGCUAGGAAAUAGGGAGAUUAAACCAGUACAUACUUUGUGACAUAGAAUGGGCUAGAGUAGCCAUAUAAUCCUGUGGUGUUGUUCAUAUAUGUAAGGUAUACAUACCUAAAGAGAUUGGUCAUAUGAUGGCAUUUACAAAUCACUUCAGAUACUACUACUAUCGUCAUAAAUAGAAUUCAAGAACUGAGAUACGACCCCUAUUACAAACUUCGACGUAGUGACGAAGAAU